This is a messenger RNA of Bemisia tabaci, 2302 nucleotides long. Lineage: Eukaryota; Metazoa; Arthropoda; Insecta; Hemiptera; Aleyrodidae. The record is from RefSeq and is a predicted model, not a curated record.
UUGAGCUGUUCAUCACGUGUUAGCAUAUUUGCAGAGGUGUCUUGACAAUUGAAUUGUGCCAUUUCAGUUCGGCGGUGUGAGAAUUUAUUUUGUGCAGUGUGAGAUACAGUGAAAUCUGAUGAAUUUAGUACGUGUCGACUAUACUUUAGUUGGAUUAACGGACUCUCAUUGUAUGAAACUGUUGCCGACCGCGACACCAAAAAGUGCUCAGAAAGUUGUAAUCGGAGAUCAGAAUGGCACUGUUCAAGAAUUUUACUUCAAGAAAGGCGAGAUCCAGCAAGUAUUUAAAACCCUACCAGGACCUCCUAUCUCCCGAAUUGCUCUCGGCGGCGCUCUCGGUUCGAUUCAAGACAAAAUUUUUGUUGCGGCCAAGAAUGAAGUAAGAGGAUACUCAAAAAAAGGAAAGCUUUUUCUGAACUUCGACACGAACCGAACUGAGGAUAUCAAACACAUGUUCAUCUCUGGGAGUGACCUGCUCGUUGCGGGCGAUCAUGUGCUAAAUCACUAUAAUGAUUGCAAAGAGGUCGCUGAAUUCAUGUGUUCUGAUGGCAUAAUGGACAUAAUUGGCUUAUACGGUGGAAAGGGCAGUCCUCUUUCAGUCCUGAUUGGGAGCAAAGCUUCAGAGCUGUUGGUUCUAGAUAAGUCGGCGCUUUCAUGUAAAUAUUCUCUACCAAGUCCGCCAACAGUGUUUCAUCUUUUCAACAAUGACGGUGGCCCGACCAAAAAUCUGAUCACCGUCGGAUUUCAGGAUGGCCAAAUUGCUCUUUAUCAAGUUCCGCUCGGCGGUCCUCUGGUAACCAAGUGGAUCCUCCAAAAUGAGAAAGAACGAGGGGAAGUAUCAUGCAUUCAUUUUUACAAUAUCACAAACGAGGAAACUCCAGACUUAAUCGUCGGCCGUCAGGAUGGCUCCAUUGAGGUUUAUAGCAUUCCAGAGCAAGACGAUUUGAUCAACCUGGCUCCCUUUCCGGUGGAGAAAUUUUCUUAUGUUUGCAACGAAAGCAUCCUGUCCGUCCAAGGUGGAGUCGUUGGGAAUGCAGGAUUUGAUGAGAUUUUAGUUACCACUCAUACAGGUUGGCUUUUUGGUCUAACAACGGAAGUUGUCGAUAAACAGACUGUUGGUCCAAAUGAGACCUCCUCUUCCCACAUCGGCGUUUCACAGAAGGAAAAAUUGAAAGUGGCUCGUCUAAGGGCAGAAAUCGAUGAAAUUGAAGGGAAAGUGGCAAAAGAACGAGAAAAAUAUCAAAAUUUAACUCAAGCCGAUUCAGAUGGACUGUCAACCAUUCCUCCUUUGUCCAUAAGGGACAAGCUCACUUUCUGCAAAGAGGAUACGUCCUACCAGCUUACUCUUGAAGUGGAAACAACCAUAGACAACGUUUUGGUUCAAGCUGAUUUACCCAUUGAAUUGAUGGACAUCGACAAGAACUCAGCAGUUGUCAGCCAUAGCGCUUGCGAUGCAGAGAGUGGCAAUUAUGUUUUAGCUACGUAUCGGUGUCAGAUUAACACGACGCGUCUUGAGCUACGAUUUAAAACAACGGAGGGGCAGAGUGGUAUGAUGAGAGUCUACAUCACACCUCUUGUACAUCCGAAGUGCUGUUCUGUCAGGCAGUAUCACAUCAAGCCUCUCUCUCAUCAUGCAAGAAUCCAUAACCACGAGACCCUCAGAGAGUAUCACGCAUUAUCCCUAAAAGGGACGUUCAGUCUUCUGGAAAUUCAUUCUUGGAUUAGUCAAUGCUUGCCUGAAGUGCCUGAAAAGUUGCCGGUUGAAGAUAAGAUUAGCUAUGUUUUCCAGUCAGUUUCUGUGGGCACGGUGUUGUUCUGUGAAUUUAGGCGAGGAGAGGCUGAGUUCAAAUCUAAUAAUGUUUCUACGAUAGCCAUUAUCAAAGAUGUUAUAACGAAAGAAGCCACGGCGAAGAGGAUAAAGCUUGAGAUUUCAUGCUCCGUCAUGGAGAACUGUAUGAGGGAAACUUUGAGACUGAUUUUUCCGCUGCUAGAGGAGACAGCCUCCUUAACCAAGCAAAAGGAGUUGCUGGCGGCACUCAAAGACAUGGAGGCUGGAGGUCCUGAAUUUACACCCGAGUGUUUGACAAAAAAGUAUAGAGCCAUCGUUAAUAAUCAAAAAGAAAUCACCGAGAAAAUCAACAAGAAUCCUGAUCUUCUACCAAAAUUGACCGGAAUUCUACAAAAUCUUCACAGAGAUUGGGUAAAACUAAGAGGAAUGAGCAGUUCUGCAGCCUUGAAUUUGAACGAUAUGUUGGCGUCAAAUAUGAACAUAGAAUUUUUGUUCAAUCUCUUUUGCGUUUAA